Molecule: messenger RNA, 1401 nt
Organism: Ipomoea nil (Japanese morning glory)
Lineage: Eukaryota; Viridiplantae; Streptophyta; Magnoliopsida; Solanales; Convolvulaceae
Product: COP9 signalosome complex subunit 5a-like
Exons: 6
Coding region: 90-1193 (367 amino acids)
Biological process (GO): protein deneddylation
Cellular component (GO): cytoplasm; COP9 signalosome
Molecular function (GO): deNEDDylase activity; metallopeptidase activity; protein binding
Source: RefSeq, a predicted model, not a curated record
AAUAGUAGAGAAGUAUAUAUGUAUUUACAGGCGGCACUGCACAAGAGCUCAGUUAUAGUGGCGUGUCCUCUCCAAGAGCUUUACACCUAAUGGAUUCUUUCACAUCAUCGGCGGCAAUUGCCCAGAAGACCUGGGAGAUAGAGAACAACGUUGAGACAAUGGACUUGCCGCCGACGUCGGCCGACUCCGCCGCCGCCUCGGCAUCGUCGGACGCCAUAUUUUACUACGAUGAGACGGCGCAGACCAAGUUCCAGCAGGAGAAGCCAUGGACCAACGAUCCGCACUACUUCAAGCGCGUCAAGAUCUCCGCACUCGCGCUUCUCAAGAUGGUUGUCCAUGCGCGCUCCGGUGGCACCAUCGAGGUUAUGGGCCUUAUGCAGGGGAAAACCGACGGCGACGCCAUCAUUGUCAUGGAUGCCUUCGCUCUUCCCGUCGAAGGCACUGAGACUAGGGUUAAUGCUCAGGCCGAUGCUUAUGAGUACAUGGUCGAUUAUUCGCAAACAAAUAAACAGGCUGGUCGGUUGGAGAAUGUUGUUGGAUGGUAUCAUUCCCAUCCUGGCUAUGGAUGCUGGCUUUCUGGUAUUGAUGUUUCUACACAAAUGCUAAACCAGCAAUUUCAGGAGCCCUUUCUAGCCGUAGUUAUUGAUCCAACAAGAACUGUUUCUGCUGGGAAAGUUGAGAUUGGUGCGUUCAGAACAUACCCAGAGGGAUAUAAGCCGCCAGAUGAACCAGUCUCUGAGUAUCAGACCAUCCCUUUGAACAAAAUUGAAGAUUUUGGAGUGCACUGCAAACAGUAUUAUUCUUUGGACAUCACAUAUUUCAAAUCAUCUCUGGACUCUCAUCUUUUGGAUCUUUUAUGGAAUAAGUAUUGGGUGAACACACUUUCUUCUUCUCCUUUACUUGGGAAUGGAGACUAUGUUGCAGGACAGAUUUCAGAUCUUGCUGAAAAGCUAGAACAAGCUGAGAACCAACUAUCUCAUUCAAGGUUUGGACCCUUGAUAGCUCCUGCUCAGAGGAAGAAAGAGGAGGAAUCUCAACUUGCUAAGAUAACUUGUGAUAGUGCAAAGAUAACUGUGGAGCAGGUUCAUGGACUAAUGUCACAGGUUAUCAAGGACAUCCUUUUCAACACAGUUCGUCAGUCAAACAGAUCCCGGACAGAGUCCUCAGGACCUGAGCCCAUGGUUGAAACAUGAACUCAAUAUUACAUUAGUUGUUAUCCUCAUCUCAUGUAGAUCUCUUUUUUUGUUAAUUGGAAGUUGUGGGAUUGUUGGCUGUGGCUGAUAUACGAAUUUGACUAGCUAGAAGGUGAUAUAAAAUGGUGUAAUUUAUUUAUGGCACUUUUGGCUCCAAAACUAGUAUCAGCUUUCUUUUUAAUGCAAUUAAUUGGAUUUUGCUGUAGCA